AUGAACUUUUGUAGAAGAGUAAUCUGGCUGGGAGAUCUGAACUUUCGGAUUAACUUGUCUUAUGAGAAGACACACGAGCUUAUUGCAAGAAAGGAAUGGCAGAGGUUACUUGAAAAUGACCAGCUUUCAAACGAAAUGAGAAAAGGCAAUGUCUUCGAGGGAUGGUCAGAGGGGGAUUUAUGUUUUCCACCGACAUACAAAUACGAACUUGAUUCAGAAAACUACAUCGGAGAUGACUCGGAAUCAGGAAAACGUAGACCGGCCUGGUGUGACCGCGUCAUUUGGAAAGGGAAGGGAAUGAAGCUUCUUAGUUACAGAAGGAAUGAGAUUAAGCUAUCGGAUCACCGGCCUGUCACAGCCACCUUAUUGGCCGAGGUUGAGGUUUUAUCUCCAUGGAAACUUCAGCGUGCGCUUGCACUCACUUAUGCCGAGAUCCAAAGCCAUUAA
This is a messenger RNA of Eruca vesicaria subsp. sativa (arugula), 447 nucleotides long. NCBI's taxonomy places the organism in Eukaryota, Viridiplantae, Streptophyta, Magnoliopsida, Brassicales, Brassicaceae. The record is from the annotation of a GenBank genome assembly.